GUUCGGUCUAUGCUGAAACUAAAGGUGACAGAGAGGCGGAAUAGACCAUUACUGAGACGUAGAGAAAAAGGUCCUUUGAAGAGAACAUCGCAACUUACAAAAAACGGAAGUAUUAAAUCGGAUUCUGGAUCUGGUUCUCCACAAGAAUAUGCUUCAAGUCAAAAUUUAUCUCAAGCAACCAGUAAUAGCGGUCCUGGUCAUAAGAAUCCUGGAAGACUUUCUUACCACACACCCACAAAUGGAUUAAAUCUCCAUUCAUCUCCUUCUUUGCCAAAUAUUUCUCUUGGUCGUCCUCCAGCAUAUUAUCCUAAUGAAUCAAAGAGUGCCAUAUCUGAAACUCAGGCUAAAGCAUCUGUCACAGCACAACUGGGGCUACCAUUGACACAUCAGAGUCUUCAUUCUACUCUUCCGUUCUACCCACCUUUACCAGUCAUAGAUGGAGAAUUUGCAUCACCCACCAACCCAGCCUAUAUACAGCAUCAGAUGAAAGCUUUAGAACAAGCUUCAUCAUCCAGACCAGAUCUUUCAGUCAGUGAUGUGAUGUCUGUUGUUUCUAGAGUUUGUUAUUCUGCAAGUGGAAUUACAAAAGCUCAGGAAGCUCAAGCUCGACUAUAUCGGAACAGCAGUCGUCCUUUAGGCAGGACACAAUCAGCCCCAUUACCACUUGGUCACCCACUGUUACAGCCACAGGGAAUAGUCUUGUCUUCCUCUCAAGGUGAAUCUUUCUUAAGAGACCAACAGCACAAUCUCUUAAGACAGCACAUUCGGCAAACAGUGUUAACUCGGGCAAGCAGCAAAAACCAGGUGGAAAAUGUUGAAGAGGAAACAGAAGCUGCCAUAGCCCAAGAAAUGAAAGAUUCAUCUUGCGAUAAAAAAAGCUUUAUUUCCAUAGAAGCAAUUGAUUUGACUGAGCCCAAAUCUAGGGUUGACAGAGAUGAACCUGAUAUAGGGCACACCACUGUUACUCAGAAAAAUUAUCUUGAAGUGCUUGAUGGACCAGCAUUUACUUCUCAUAGCCAUCAUGUAACUCGUCCACUGUCUCGUGCCCUGUCCAGUCCUUUAGUCAACCUUAGUCCCACAGGAAACUUUCAGGAGAAGUUUGUGUACACUCACCAUGCUUUUACUACUGGUUUAGUAUAUGACAGUUUGAUGCUGAAGCAUCAAUGUAUUUGUGGAGAUAACUCCCAUCAUCCUGAACAUGGAGGAAGACUGCAAAGUGUCUGGGCUCGACUUCAUGAGACAGGUCUUGUGGCACGGUGUGAGAGGGUGAAGGCAAGGAAAGCCAGUUUUAGUGAAAUCCAGUCUUGUCACAGUGAAGCUUACUCCAUCUUGUUUGGUACAAAUCCAUUAAACAGACAAAAACUGGACCUGAGUAAGUUGGAAUUUCCACUUAAAAACUUUGUGAAACUUCCUUGUGGAGGAAUAGGAGUAGACUUGGAUACUGUAUGGAAUGAACUUCAUACAGCAGAUGCUGCACGGAUGGCUGCAGGAUGUGUAACAGAGCUAUCUUUUAAGGUUGCUACAGGGGAAGUGAAGAAUGGUUUUGCUGUUGUUCGGCCUCCUGGCCACCAUGCUGAAUCUCAACAGGCCAUGGGUUUUUGUUAUUUCAAUUCACUGGCUAUUGCUGCUAGGCAGCUGCAACAGAAGCUGAAGUUAGAGAAGAUUUUAAUAGUAGACUGGGAUGUUCAUCAUGGUAAUGGGCUUCAGCAGAUUUUUUACAAUGAUCCUCAAGUUCUUUAUAUUUCUCUUCACCGUCAUGAUGAUGGGAACUUCUUUCCUGGAACAGGUGGUCUCGAAGAAGUAGGUACUGGUGAUGGUUUGGGAUACAAUGUGAAUAUUCCCUGGGCUGGUGGACUUAACCCUUCAUUAGGAGAUGCUGAGUAUAUCGCUGCUUUCAGGACUGUUGUGAUGCCCAUUGCUGAGGAGUUUAACCCAGAAAUUGUUCUUGUGGCUGCAGGUUUUGAUGCAGCGCAAGGCCACUCUCAUCAACUUGGUGGUUACACUGUCUCUCCAGCCUGUUUUGGCUUCCUCACUAAACAAUUAAUGCAGUUGGCUAAAGGAAAGCUAGUGAUGGCUUUAGAAGGAGGUUACGAUUUGCCAGCUGUCUGUGAUUGUUCACAAGUGUGUGUUGCCACACUUUUGGGUGAGAAUAACUGCUCAUUGAAGGCUGAAGAGGUUAUGCGACAGCCUCACCAGGUGGCAGUGGAAGUGCUUCAGCAAGUAAUAUCCAUACAAGCCUCACAUUGGCCGAGUAUCAAACAAAGAGCACACGUAAUUGGUUGUUCACUGCUAGAAACUAAGCAAAAAGAAAGUGGAUUGGAAAACCCCAUAACCACUGUGCCAUCAUUUUUUGUAGCUGCAGAACAAGACCAAAUACAGAAGCCAGUGGUCAGUGAGUCUAUGGAUGUUGAUCAUGAUAAGUAAAGAUAUGAUACUCAAUUUCAUAACAUUUUUAACCAUGGUCCAAUUAUCAGUAAUCACUUUCUUAAUUGUAUUUGUGAGAAUACCUACUUAGAGUUUUUAAGAGCAACAUAAUCAGAACAAGUUGCUUUUUUCAUAAGAUGAAAUCCUGUAGCUUGUCAAAUUUCAUUGAAAGAUUUCAUGUAGAAGAUUCUUUGAGAAUUCUGGAGUUCUCAGGAACCAUAAAGAGUAGCAUCAAUUUCAGUAAAAAUGUUGGAAAGCUAUUUCAUGGUCUAUAAAAAAUUAUUUUGUAAAUGUGUGUGGUUAACAUGUAAGAAAUAGAAUAACCUAUUCUGAAUUGCACAGAGUUGUAUGAAAUAAAUCUCCUGAAUUAAAUACACAUGUAACACUCUCAACGUUUGAGUAUUUUUUGCUCAUAACUCCUAUACCUCUGCGAGCAAAUUUAUGGUGAUUAGCAGGUUUUUUUUGGGAGAAUAUUGCUUUAGACAUAAUAUAAUGCAAUUUUUCAAUAUAAUCAUUAAUUUUUUGAUUUUGUAAAAUCGUAAAGGGCCUGGUGUGAAUGUUUUAAUACUAAUCUUUAUUUUUUAUUAAAUCUGACUAAGACAAUCACUGCUUGUAUUUAAUAUUAAGUUAUAGUUUUAUCUUAAUACCAGUUUAAAGCUAGAGUAGUAUCUUUACUCAAUGCUUCAAUUCAAAAUUCAUUAACAACUACAUUCAGAUUGGAAAGAUGAAUGGCAAAAUUAGUAUUAAAACAUCAGAGUCGCUUAUCUAAAGUGGCCGAAUACUGAUGAUACGACAUAAUUACUUUUGAUCUAAAAUAAGAGCAUUUAAAAAUAAUUAUAUGAAGUAACAUCUACUCUGGGAUUACCUAGGUAAUAUAUAUGCUGAAAAUAUCCAGGUAACAUCUACUCUAGGACUAUCUAGGUAAUAUAUAUUCUGAAAAUAUCCAGGUAACAUCUACUCUAGGAUUAUCUGGGUAAUAUAUAUACUCUGAAAAUAUCCAGGUAGUGUAUACUCUGAGAAAAUCUAGAUGACAUACAUUGUGAGAAUAUCCAGAUAAUGUAUGCUAUCAGAAUGUCUAAAUAACAUUUGUUCUAAGAGUGUCUAGGUAAUGUCUAUUCUUAGAAUACUCAUGUAAUAUCUAGGUAACAUCUACUGUGAGAAUGUAUAGGAAACUUGGAAAUAUCCAAUAAUAUCUAUUUUAAAAAUAUCUUGGUAAUGUCUACUCUGAAAAUAUCUAUCUAAUGUUUGCUUUGAGAAUAUUCAAGUAACAUAAACUUAUGUUCAACAAAAUUUCAAUGUAUAAGUACAGUUAUGUACUUAGAUGUAAAAUAAAAGUUAAGAUAAGAAGCUUAUUUUUCUAGUUUUAACUUAAAUAUUUUGCUGUCUUUUAAAUUAAAGCUGUAUACAACUUUAUGAGUUUUCACACUGGUAUCAUUAGAAGCAAGAAGUGUAAGUUUUGGUUGAUUGUUUUUUGUCAGUGUAAAAGCUACUUCCUAUUUGAAUGAUGUUAAUGUUAAGUCCAUUCUGAAUGAAUUUUAAGAUAGAUAAUUUAUCAAAGGCUAAAAGUUGAGAUAAGAGUUGAAUAUUAGUUAAGUCAUUUACUUUUUUUUUCUUUACUUCUUAUUAAAGCAAACCAAGACCUUCAAGUACUUUAUAACAAAAAUAAAUUGUCAUUAAAUUUUUUCCCAACUAGUUUUCUUUCCUGGAUUGUAAAAAUAAGUAAAUGUUCUAUUGUUACUAUAUACGACUACCUUACAGCAAAUUGUUUUUAGAGAAUUGGUUAAAUUUUCUGGAGAAGAUGAUUAAUUUCAAAUUCUGUAGCAGGAUAUAAGGAAGUCUACUUGAAAAAUACAAGUACGGUACAUAUGUAUUCAUCCAAGUAUUUUAAUUACUGUUUAAUUAUCUUUAUGUUCUGAGAAAGUUUGGUAGAAAAACUUUCAUGUUCAUGAAAUGCUGGCAUUUCCAAUGACAUAACUCCACUAUUAUACCCGUUAAGUUAAAAUGUAAUAUAACAAAGUUUAGUACUUUAAAUUUGGAGUAAGGUAGACUAAAAACUAUCAAAUCAUACACAAUUAAAUGCCAAGAAACACUACUUCUUUUUAAAUAUGUCUUUUAUAUUUUUAAACAAAAUAUUUUUUGGUACUUUAAAACAGGUUGUUAAUAUACUCACUUUACCAUGUAUAUAACUUUCUUAACAUGUAAUUUCUUAUUUUGUGUUGUAAUUUUUGAGGUAGCUUUUGCCUUGUACUAGAAUUUAAAUUGUAUCUAAAUAAUCAUUUUUAACAAUUGAGUACAACUAAUACUUGUGUAUAAAAUGUUAACUACUAUAAGUUUAUGAAAACAGUUCUAUAUAUACUGAAGCUCUGGUGACAUGGGAAAUUGUAUACUUUAAGGAAAAUAUAAUUCAGUUGGUCUCUUUCUCUGGCAAAGAGCAACAUAUUGAUUAUCUUUAUGUAGUAUGUUACAUCUGUUUAAUGAUUUUUUUCCUAUAAUUAACUUAUCCUGUUUAUAUACAGCAUGAGGAGAGUAUUGGUUAAGUAUUUUUAUGGUGAGGAUUGUGGAUAAUAUGCUUACACAAGAGUAAUUUUUCAUAUGACUGACAAAUUCACUGAUUUUUUAAAACUAUUAAACCAUGUUGAUUUGUUAUAAUAUUGACAUAUAUGCUGUAAUACUUGUUGUUUUUUGCAGGUUUUAUAGUUAAACUUUUAACAAAUAUUUUGAUCAGUAUAGAAUUUGUUAUUCAAGUCUUCUUUAUGUAAAUAAAACAUGGUAUUGAUGAUCAA
This is a messenger RNA of Limulus polyphemus (Atlantic horseshoe crab), 5207 nucleotides long. RefSeq names its product histone deacetylase 4-like. Gene Ontology annotation, cellular component: histone deacetylase complex. The record is from RefSeq and is a predicted model, not a curated record. Gene Ontology annotation, biological process: chromatin organization; negative regulation of transcription by RNA polymerase II. Gene Ontology annotation, molecular function: histone deacetylase activity. The coding region runs from base 10 to 2424 and encodes 804 amino acids. The transcript has 21 exons. Lineage: Eukaryota; Metazoa; Arthropoda; Merostomata; Xiphosura; Limulidae.